Messenger RNA from Sceloporus undulatus (fence lizard), 912 nucleotides. Its product is annotated as macrophage metalloelastase-like. NCBI's taxonomy places the organism in Eukaryota, Metazoa, Chordata, Lepidosauria, Squamata, Phrynosomatidae. Gene Ontology annotation, molecular function: zinc ion binding; metalloendopeptidase activity. The transcript is spliced from 6 exons. The record is from RefSeq and is a predicted model, not a curated record. Gene Ontology annotation, biological process: collagen catabolic process; extracellular matrix organization; proteolysis. Gene Ontology annotation, cellular component: extracellular matrix. The coding region runs from base 39 to 803 and encodes 254 amino acids.
CUCCAUUAGUUAAUAAGUUAUUUUCAAGAAGGUUCACAAUGAACUACUUCCUAAUCUGCUCUGUACUUCUCCUGCCUUACAGCUUUGCCAUUCCAAUAGCUGCAGAAACAACUACUGAGGUUUGGAAGCUCCUACAGGAUUACCUUGACAGGUUUUUCCCAUCAGUUGAUAAGGCGUCCCACCAUAGCCUGGAAGAACGGGUCAGGGACAUGCAAAAAUUCUUCCAUUUGAAAGUCACAGGGAAAAUGGACAAAGAAACUCUCAAUGUCAUGAAGCAACCUCGGUGUGGAGUACCAGAUGUCGCAGAAAACCGCAGAGGUACAGUAAGAUGGACGAAAAAUGUGCUCACUUACAGGAUUAAUAACUACACCCCAGAUAUGCAGCCAGCUAAGGUGCGUGAGGUGAUAGCUAAAGCCUUCAAGGUAUGGAGUGAUGUCACUCCAUUGCAGUUCAGGAGAACAUCAAGGCCUGCUGAUAUUGAAAUUUGGUUUGCAUAUGGUGCCCAUGGAGAUGGCAACUCUUUUGAUGGAAGAGGAGGAACUUUGGCUCAUGCUUACUUUCCUGCACCAGGCCUAGGAGGAGAUGCUCACUUUGAUGAGAGUGAGCAAUGGUCAGAAUACAACAGAGAGACUAACCUGUUCCUUGUUGCUGCACAUGAAUUUGGCCAUUCCUUGGGACUGGAUCAUUCAAAUGUCCUUGGAGCCCUGAUGUACCCUAACUAUUCCUACAGGAACCCAAAUACCUUCUCUCUUCCAUAUGAUGAUGUGAACAGGAUUCAGAGAUUAUAUGGAAAGAAAAAAUGAACCCCUUGAAGAACUUCAUUAUGUCUUUCAGCAAACAUAAAUUAUUUCUGUUUUGUGCUUGUGAUAUCUAUUUUGGAAGGGAGAAAUAAUAAUAAAGCAAAAUGGAAAA